AUGGCCUCGGCAAAAUUUCUUGUACCAAGUCGCUCGUCGUUUGUCACCUCCUUGAGAGGUGGUGUCCCGUCGUUGCUCGUUCACCAGAGACAUCAGAAAACCAUUGCCGGUAGGAAAUUGCAAAGCGCUUUUUUCCAUUUUGAUGAAUUAGACAGAUACCUUGACACCUUUUGGCAAAUUUAUCCUCAUUGCAAUAAUAUACGCGUAAAAUAUAAAUGCAACAAAAGUCCUUUCUCACUGCCAAAGGAACUACGACUUCUUCGUAAUGCACAAGUGUCCAAAGAACCAGUAAAUGUAUCCGAAAAAAAGGAUCCUGUUAUUAAGCAAAGUGCGGCGCAAAUUGAAAAAGAGGAGGCCAAUGUCAACGAAAAAGCGUCUAACGCGGUUGCUAAGAAAAAACCAUUGACCACCCGAAUAAAAGACGAAUUGAUUCAUUACUGGCACGGAACCAAGCUUUUCGGUUUGGAAAUAAAGAUUUCAACAAAGCUCUUAUACAAACUUUUGAAAGGUCAAAAGUUAACCCGCCGAGAACAUCGACAGCUUAAGCGGACCACUCAGGAUUUGGCUCGACUUGUCCCAUUUGCAGUUUUUGUCAUCGUACCUUUCAUGGAACUUCUAUUACCCGUGGCCCUCAAGUUAUUCCCAAAUAUGUUACCAAGUACUUUCGAGGAUAAGUUCGCAAAGGAAGAAAAAAAAAGAAAAUUGCUCAAAGUGCGUUUGGAAAUGGCAAAAUUUUUACAAGAGACAAUUGCCGAAAUGACGAUAACGGAACAAGAUCGUGCUGAAGCUGCCAAGGAGUUUUUAGAAUUCUUUCGCAAGAUCCGUUCGUCCGGAGAGCAACCAAACACAGAGGACUUAAUUCGCGUAGCGAAGGUCUUUGAAGAUGAACUAACUUUGGAUAAUCUAUCUCGCCCUCAGUUGGUUAGCAUGUGCCGUUACAUGAACAUCAACGCAUUCGGAACCGAUAAUUAUCUGAGGUAUCAGAUCAGAAAUAAAAUGGGAGCUAUCGAAGAAGACGAUAAGGUAUUUUACUUAUACCUUGUGAGCGCAAUUUUAGUCACCUAUAAAGAUACUGAUAAUCCAAGCAUUCAGAUGAUUAUGGUCGAAGGGGUGGAUUCGCUUACCGUUCCUGAACUCCAACAAGCCUGUCAAUCACGUGGAAUCCGCACGAUCGGAGUAUCGCCAUCUCGUUUACGCAGUGAACUACAACAAUGGUUAGAUCUUCAUCUAAAUUACAAAGUGCCAUCCACUCUUUUGAUUCUUUCGCGAGCAUUCAGUUUUUCCGAUCGGACCGAAUUGGUCGAUCAAACCGAGGCUCUUCACGCCACAUUGAAUAGUUUGCCCGAUAACCUCAUUAACGAAACUGAACUACAAGUCAUGGAAGAUGACGGCACCGCCACAUAUAAACAGAAGCUCGAGGUGCUAGAAGAGCAAGAAGAAUUGAUCGCAGAAGAAAAGGCUCAAGAGGAGAAAGAAGUAGCGCGAAGAGCAAAGGAAGAGGAAGAAGCUGCCAAGGAGGCAGCGCUGGCUGAAAAAGCUCCUCAUGAUGCCAAGGAAGCAUCCGAAGAUGACGCGCGCAUAACCGAACAACAGCUUCAAGAAUUGCGCGCGGCAUUGACCAUCCUUUCGUCGAGAUCAGCAGUGCUAGAAGAAAGAGAAGCUUUAGAUGAAAUCAAGGAAGAUCGAGAAGAAUAUAAAGAGGACAUACAAGAAUUAGAGGAUACUGGUAAGCACACCGAAUCCAAGGUGUCACUUCGUCUCGGAUCGCGCUUGGAAAAAAUGAUUCAUAAAAUCGAUAAAGAGUUGGAACAAUAUGAUUCAGAAGUUGGUUCAAAGUUAAAUAUAAUUCAGGCCAAUGAAAGUGGGCAAAUUAGUGUUAGUGACUUGGAAGAAGCUUUAAGAAUUAUCAAACAUACACCUGGAGAUAAUGAGACAAUUAAAAAAAUUGUUUUGAAAUUGGAUGCAGACGGUGAUGGGUUAGUGUUUUUGGAUCAUAUUUCUGAACUAUGUACAGAAGGCGAGGGAAUAGGUGUGUUGAUGGAGAAAGAAACCGAUGCCGAAAAGGAAGAAAAAGUGAAAAAGCCCAAAAAGGAAGAUAUAGUAGUGCAAAGUUAG
This is a messenger RNA of Acaulospora morrowiae, 2115 nucleotides long. Lineage: Eukaryota; Fungi; Glomeromycota; Glomeromycetes; Diversisporales; Acaulosporaceae. The record is from the annotation of a GenBank genome assembly.